GGCAGGUUUCUUUUGUUGCUGGAAACAAGGAGCAAGUUCUUUCCCCUGUCUCUGCUUCCUAAUGCCUCUCCAAAAGCUCUCAGCACUCAUUGAUGCCAUCUGCAAUCUUGUCAUCUGCAAUGAGUCCUCCCUUCGCAGUCAGCCCAUUAUCUUCAAUCCCGACUUCUUUGUGGAAAAGCUGCGCCAUGAAAAACCCGAGGUGUUCACGGAGCUGGUUGUCAGCAACAUCACCAGGCUCAUCGACCUGCCUGGGGCUGAGCUGGCCCAGCUCAUGGGAGAGGAGGACCCGAAGCUGCCUGGAGCAAACAGCACAGCCUCUGGGUUUUUUCGUUCCUUGAUGUCUUUGAAACGCAAGGAGAAAGGAGUGGUGUUUGGCUCCCCACUGACAGAAGAAGGCAUCGCACAGGUCUCCCAGUUAAUUGAGUAUCUGCACAAAAAUCUACGAGCAGAAGGUUUGUUUCGGGUGCCAGGCAACAGCAUCAGGCAACAGAUUCUAAAGGAUGCUCUGAACAGCGGUACAGAUAUUGACCUGGACUCUGGGGAGUUUCAUUCCAAUGAUGUGGCUACCUUGCUUAAGAUGUUCCUGGGAGAAUUACCAGAGCCCCUGCUGACACACAAGCACUUCCACGCCCACCUCAAAAUUGCAGACUUGAUGCUGUUUGAUGAGAAGGGGAAUAAGACCAGCACUCCAGACAAAGAGCGCCAAAUUGAAGCCCUCCAGCUGCUCUUCCUGAUCCUCCCUGCGCCCAACCGCAGCCUGCUCAAACUGCUGCUGGAUUUGCUCUACCAGACUGCCAAGAAGCAGGACAAGAACAAGAUGUCUGCCCACAAUCUCGCCCUCAUGUUUGCACCCCACAUCCUAUGGCCCAGAAACGUGACAGCAAAUGACCUGCAAGAGAAUAUCACAAAGCUAAACAACGGAGUGACCUUCAUGAUCAAACACUCGCAGAAACUCUUCAAGGCCCCACCUUAUAUCAGAGAGUGUGCUAGGCUGCAUUACCUGGGAUCCAGAGCCCACACAUCGAAGGAUGACCUGGAUUUGCUAACAUCUCCUGGUUCCAAGGAACUGCAACCCCUCAAGUCUCAGAAGCGAAGCCGUCUGGACUCCUGCCAUCAGGAAGAGACCCAGCAGCGCACAGAGGAGGCACUGAGGGAGCUCUUUCGCCAUGUACACAAUAUGCCUGACUCUGCAAAGAAGAAGAAGCUCAUCCGGCAGUUCAAUAAGCAUCCUUCAGCUCUCACUCCCAGCUCUGAUGUAGCCACACCCCCAGCACCACGACGCACUCGCUCACGCUCCUUCAGCGGCCUCAUUAAGAGGAAGGUUUUGGGAACCCCGAUAAUACAGGAGAGGAAGAGCAGAGAUACCACACCAGAGCCCAAACGAGUCAGCAAAGAGAAUGUCCAUCUGUUACAGAAAUGUGGAUCUCCAGCUCACGUGUCCCAAGGGAAACUGAAAUCAUUGGAGGGCCAAAAAGAGGAAUCCUGUAGACGCAUGCGAGCCCACCUGCUUUCCAAGGAUUCAUCAUCCCUCUGAAUUGCUUUGCACCAGCGUUGGGUGGGGAAUGCCCAGCCUCACAAGCUGUGAAUAAUGUGCUGCACUGAGCAGGCAGCGCUGCAGGCUCACGGUAGCCCUUACCAACGUGCCAGCACUCUUGAAACUGGACCUCUGCAAAGUCUGCAGAGACUUGUUUCUUUCUGUAUAUAAAUAAUAUUAUUUCAUUCAUUAUGGGGCAAACCACUAUCUAACCAAAAGCUGUUGUGCAGCAUGUCUGACCUGCUGGCUCUGGGAAGAGCUGGAGAGCUUGCUUACACAGAGACCCCUCUGUACUGCAGGGACAUGUUUGCACUCCCAGCAUUCUGUGAUGUUGUUAGACUGUGUGUUAUUUUUUUUUUUUAACUCUUUCUGCUCUGAGUUUUUAACAUAAGCUUGUUUUGUUUCCUUCCCUCUGUUAGCAGUGAGAACAAUGGACUCCAACCUUUACCUGCAUCCCAACAGUUAACCUUACCUCCUGACCUCCUUUGGAGCCAGACCCUCUGUGCUUCCUAGGACCUCUGCUUCCCAUGGGGUCCUUCUUGCCUUGCUGUUCCUGAAGGGCUGGAGUGCACAAAGUGGUACACAGCACAGGAGAGGGUCUGGGUGCCACCACUUCACAAAGAGCAUGGGGAAAGCCACUUCUGAACCACUUUGUUUCACGUUUGGCUGGAGGCAGUCCUUGCACACUGCCUUCAUGUUUCUGCAUUCCUGUGCUGCUGCUGGCUCUGCAUGUUGAGCAAGGAGAGGCUUUGCUUUGUGUUCCUCCAGGGAGGCGAAGUGGCACAGAGCUUAUAUCUGGGGACAGAAGGCUGGCAAAAGCUGUCCUGGAGCAGGGCAGCCCAGUCUUCGGAUGCUGGCAUGUCUCACACAGGCAGAAUCUGGUAGCAGCUUGCACAGUAUAGCAGCAGUACAAGAGGUGCAAGAGGGCUCCAGUCAUUUUUUAUCUGCUGCAAACGGUGCCCAAAGGCUUUGGCUCAAGGUAUUUGGCUGGCUGAUCAGGCAACUGGCUGAUCAAUCAUUAAACUGGGAGAAAGGGCUGGAGCCAGGUUCAGCUUUUUGCCCUGAGCUGCAGAAAUGAGAUGAAACCAUCUCGAGACAGGAUAAACCCCCGUCACAGCUGGCCAUUGUCAGCUGUCUUGUUAAGCUGGAGUGCUCCAGUGAGCCAAUCUUGCCAAGUACCUGUCUGCAAGCACUCUGGGGUAGGAGACACACAGGGUCACUACUGUGAAAUAAAGAUUUAAUCAGUUGAGGAACCAUCUAAACACUUCUCAGCCCUUCUUGGCGAAGCAAAUAAUCUCUGGAAUCCAAUUAUAAUUGUCUUCUAAUCUUUAAGAACCAGCAGCCGGCAGGAGUUAGAGCUCCGUCCUUGACAGCUUUUGGAGACAACUGGUGGCAGGAGGUGUGAAUCUGGGGAUGUGAGCAGGGAGUUCAGUCUGACUGGCUCAGAAUGGGGUUUUUGUGCCCUGCGCAGCUUAGCGGAGUUAUUCAUGUUUUUGUACUGCUAUUUUUUUUUAAGAGCUACAAAGCUCUGUGCUUCAUGCUGCUAUGUCCAAGGGGAUGUUCGUGGUACUUUAUCGGGAGUGCCUGUCCCCCGUCUGACCCCAGAGUGGAGGAAAUGUAAGGGGCAGAGAGACAGUAGAUAUGGGAGUUGUGAGUUCCUGGUGUUAGAAGUCUCUGUCACAGCAAAGAAAGCGCCGGUUCUUCAGGGACCAGGCAGGUGAGGAUGCUGUGAAGAAGGGCAGAGGCUGUUUGCUACGGUAACAGUAUGUGCUGUUUGGAUGUGUCUGUAAUCCAUCCCUCCAGAGGCUGAAGAUGUCUUUGUGCUCCUCUCUGAAGGGCGCAGUGUGUUUGGCUGAAUGCACUUCUGCCCCAUCUCUGCAGCCUCCUGCAGUGCAGUGUGCUGCUGGCAGAGCCCUGGGAACAUCAGCUUCCCUUUGGAACAGAGCCCGGGGUGGGGUGGCAGUGUGUGAGCAGCUGGCUCUGCUCCUGCUGCCUCUGCUCUUCCUGCAUUUAGGGCUGCUGUGCUUCUGUUCAUCCCAUCCCUUCUCUCUCCUUGCUCCUAGUGUACUCAGACGUAUCUAUAUCUCUGUUUGGAUGUUGGCUUUGCAAGGCAUUCUCAUUCCUCUGGCUAAAUACACUGCUCCUGUACAGACAAGAGGAAAGUAGCUCUGCUCUGCAGUGUCAGCCCUUAUGCUGACAGCUAUAGCUCAGCAACUGGCUUCUGGCACUGCUGAGAUUUGUUUAGCCCCAGGAAAAUACUUUCUGCAUCUCUUGCAUGCCUUCCAUUGCAGAUAGAACGGGUGCAGUCCCCAGUGAGGUCCUGGGGUCGGUGCCCUGCCUUUAGCCCAUGCUGCUCUCCUGCUCAUGCUAAGGAUGGAGGCAGCCAGCAGGGACUCAGCCCCUGGGACUCUUUGGUUGUCACAGCCCCACAUUCACAGCGCUCCACAGUCACGUCUGGAUGUGUUCAUUUAUCUGCUCUGUGCAGUGCCUCACAAGGAUGCUUCCUUCCUCCCAGAGCAGCCGCUAACUGUUCCCAGAGCCUCUCAUUGCCAAAGCAUUUUUAAUCUUUGUUCUUAUUUAUAUAUGCUAUGUAUGUACUGUUUCAGACUGCUGCCUUUCCGUGUGUUCAUGCAAAAACCCCAUAUUAAAUGCUUUUAUUUUUAA
This is a messenger RNA of Tympanuchus pallidicinctus (lesser prairie-chicken), 4198 nucleotides long. RefSeq names its product Rho GTPase activating protein 19 (gene ARHGAP19). Gene Ontology annotation, molecular function: GTPase activator activity. Lineage: Eukaryota; Metazoa; Chordata; Aves; Galliformes; Phasianidae. Gene Ontology annotation, cellular component: cytoplasm. Bases 62 to 1534 code for a protein of 490 amino acids. The transcript is spliced from 12 exons. Gene Ontology annotation, biological process: signal transduction; regulation of small GTPase mediated signal transduction. The record is from RefSeq and is a predicted model, not a curated record.